AUGGGUUUGCAUGCAGUGAUACCCGAGACCGAUGGCGGAAAACCGGCUCGAACACAUUUCAUCCGGCUCGCAUAUGAUGCUGCGAGUGACACAAGUUUAGUUCUCUGCCGUCUGUACACCGGUCGCACACACCAAAUUCGUGUACAUCUCCAGUUCCUUGGCUAUCCGAUUGUAGAAGACCCACUGUACAAUUCGACCGACUGGGGCGACGAAAAGGGGAAAGGUGCCCGCUAUGGAAUGCCCGUUGAGGAGCAAAACAGUUCCGCAUCUGAGCAAUCUGCACGUGAACGAUUUGUGACACGUGUCCGGGCCCGAUCCUCUCUAAGCCAAGCUGAUCAGGAUCGCUUGAUUACUUCAUUUGAUCCCACCUGUCCGGACUGUCAGCUAUGCUACCGGGAUCCGGAAAUGAGUCAGUUGGUUCUACAAUUACACGCGUACCGGUACGCCGGAUCGGACUGGGCCUACACAGCUCCUCUGCCGGAUUGGGCCACAAGUGUGAUACCCUCGACGGAUUUGUGUGAACGCGUCGAGGCAUGUAUAUCUUGUUUGGAGAUGGAAUAA
This is a messenger RNA of Echinostoma caproni, 561 nucleotides long. The record is from the annotation of a GenBank genome assembly. NCBI's taxonomy places the organism in Eukaryota, Metazoa, Platyhelminthes, Trematoda, Plagiorchiida, Echinostomatidae.